UAUGUUAGCUGACAAAACUAGUGCCUAUGUGAAUUAAAGUUCAGUUUAAUCUAAACAACCUAGCAAAAGAGUGGUAAUAGAAUUAUUAACAUAAUAGCAACUUGAUAUUUAAUAUGUAGCAUAAACUUUUGAAAAGACUCAAUCAAUUAAUAAUCUUUAAGAUAUGUUUCCAGAUAAUUAAUCAACAGAAUUAAGAAAUUCUAUGACAAAUGAAGAAAGUGAAAUAGAAAAAUUAUCAUAAGCUUAUGCAGAUAAAUAUUAUUAUGAGAUGAAAUUUGAACAAUAUUAAAAUUUACUUACAUAAUAAUAAGGCACAAUUACUAAAUUGCUUAAUGAAAAAAAGGAUUUACUUGCUAGACUUGAAUCUGCUAAAAGUAAUGAAAAAGAAAUUAGUCUAUUGUAAUAAUUAGAAGUUAAAUUUAUUGAAAGUCAAAAAGAAAAAUAAUAAUUAUAAAUGGAAUGUUAAUAAUAUAAAUAUUAAGUUGAAUAAUUACUUGUAGCUAAUAAUGAAUUAUAAUAAUCAUUUCAAUCCUUACAUAAUUAAUUUGUUGAAUAUAAAGAUAAAUAAGAUAAAUACUCAAUUAAAUAACAAGAAUUGAUAGCUAAAUUAACAGAUGAUAUUGGUAAUCAAAAAUAUUUAUAAGAAAUACAUUCUCAAAUGUAAAAUAUUAAAUAAUAAAAUAAUUAACUAUCUGAAUAAUUAUCUUAAUAGGAACUCAAUUUCUAAAUCAAAUUAUAAGAAAUAUAAGAAAAAUAUCUUAUAUAAACUAAUGAAUUAACAUAAGACUGUGAAUCAUAAAUUGAAUAAAAAGAAGAAGAAUUACAUUUAUUAAAAAUGGAAUAUGAAAAAUAAAAAUCAGAAACAUAAAAAUUACAUAAUGAAAACAUGUAGCUAUAAAAUCAAAUUUAAUAAUUAACUUAAAAGUAUUCUUUUUUUAUUAAUUAUUUAUAGUUAUUAAGAUGAUAUAUAAGCUCAAGCAUCUUUAUUAUCUGAAUAAGUAGCAGAGUAUAAGAUAGUUAUAUAGAAUCUUGAAAAUUAAUUAUAUCAAAUGAACUAAGAAAUUAAAUAAAGAGAUAGAUCUUCUUCUAAAGAUAGUAUGAUAAAUUCAAGAUUGAUUUCCAAUUAUAUCAGUAGGUAUAAACAAUGA
This is a messenger RNA of Paramecium pentaurelia, 1148 nucleotides long. Lineage: Eukaryota; Ciliophora; Oligohymenophorea; Peniculida; Parameciidae. The record is from the annotation of a GenBank genome assembly.